This is a messenger RNA of Naegleria fowleri, 4167 nucleotides long. RefSeq lists its product as uncharacterized. NCBI's taxonomy places the organism in Eukaryota, Heterolobosea, Eutetramitea, Acrasida, Naegleriidae. The record is from RefSeq and is a predicted model, not a curated record. The transcript has a single exon. Bases 1 to 4167 code for a protein of 1388 amino acids. Gene Ontology annotation, cellular component: cytoplasm.
AUGAACACCCCUUCCAAUCCUUUUCAGAAGAGUGCUCCGAUGAACACUCCAGGUUCCAUGGUUUCACCUAGACUCUCUCCGCACCAAAACUCAAGCCGUUCUCAGAAUGUAGUACUCCAACCUCAGCCAGUCUCGUAUACGAGUGCUAUUAUGACAACCAUUCCUCUUGAUGUACAGGAUGAAUGGGACAAAUCUUUACAUCAGAAUUUCUCCAUUCUGUGUGAAGACAUUCAAUUGAUGAGUAUACGAAAAGAGGAAAAUAUUAUAAUAAGUAGAAUCCAAGAGAAGAAUUAUCCACCCAACAGCAGGGUACCCACAUUUGGAUUGUUUUAUGCUUCUCUUACAAGCGAAGAUCCAUCACAAUUAAUGAUAUAUACCAAAAUAUUUAACCACCUUGUCAACGAUUUUAAGGGAAUCACAGAAGAAUUGAAAAAGUUUGUGGAGACAAAAUUCUCAAAGCUUCAAGAGCCUGCAGCAGAAAAACUCGGAAUGUUUUUGGCUGAAUCUAUCAAAUUCAGCGAUCAAUUUGAAGCACCUUUUAUUGCACUCAUCAAAAAUAUGAAAACAUGUGACUUUAGUAAGAAAAAUAUGGUUCUUGUGGAACAAAUUCUUGACAUAUGCUUUCAAAAUAAGGAGUGGAUUUAUUCAAACCCUAAAGUUCUAGUUCGAGUACUGUACAGCUUUUUACGAAUGAUUGAGGAUAUCAAAAUUCUCAACAUGGACCGACAAGGUUUAGAAAUUUUAAUGAAAAAGCAACUACAACUUGUUGAAGACAUCAUUCGAGAUAACAUUUCUAAAGACGCUAUCCAAUCGAUGGGAAGAGAUUUAGUAAGAGUUCUUUACAAUAUUGUGAAGAAGUACAAAAUUAGCGAAACUUUAGAGAAACUCAUAUUUCAACAAGAGGUUGUUUAUUUCCAGAAAAUUCUUGGUACUCCCUCUUCCUCGCGUAUUUUAGACUCUCGAAUUAACCAUGACAUGUUCACUCAAAUAUCAUUUUUAAUAAGUAACGUCAAGAUGGGAAAUCAACGAAGGUAUCAAACAUGGUUUGCCCAAAAAUUCUUCACAACACCUGAAAGUGAGGCUGUCAUACCGGACCUGAUUCGUUACAUUAAUUGUGUGUAUCAUCCACCACAUGAGGCAAAUCCAAGAUGGGCAAUAUUAGGUUGGCUAUUUAAAUCAAUCAAGAAUCCUCAAAUUCUUGAGAAUGCAAAGCUUUGUAUUGUGUAUGACAUGUUAUUCACGAUUUCUUCUGAGAUUAACGAAGACUUGCUGCGAAAUAGUAUUCUACCUGUUGUGUUUUUAAUGACAAACAGUAUUGGAAAAUAUACUGAUGUCACCAAUGCACUUUUGGACUUUAUUUUUAAUUUCGUAGAACGACAAGAGCCAUACUUGAACGUUUCAAGACAGCAUGUCAUCAAUUCUCUUCAAACAUGUACACAAAAGCUUAUGGAUGUGGGAAAUAACGCCAUCAAUGUGGUCUAUGAAAAGAUUGACAAUGAAAGAAAAGAAAAGGUUAAGAGGUAUCUUUUGCCACAAAAGGAUGCAUCUCAUGUACAAACUUCCUCAGUCCCUCCAAUCUCUGUCACACCACUUACCAUUCCAGACGCUGCAUCCGCAAAUUCAAGUACCAACAAAUCUCCAACUCUCUCUCCUUCCAAAGGUCCUACCUCAAUAUCUCCUAAAGGCAACGUAGUACCACCAUCAAUCCCUUCACCCACUGCUGGUCCAACAUCUACAUUCAAUGCAGGAGAAAGUAAGACUUCAUCGCUGGCCGUUUCUGUUAAAUCUCCAAACCGUACUCUUGCAACAUCCACAACUAAGUCUCCAACAUCACCAUCUAGGCCAUUACCGUUCUCUGCUCCAAGCUCCAAAGAUUCUGAAAUGAAAAACAUUAGAGACACAAUUGAGGAAUAUCUAAAGAAUGCUCUCAACAAAUCAAAAGCUCUUGAUCAAUUCGAACAUGCCUUGACAAGUUUAGCUACUCAAGUCAGCGACUACUUUGAAUUGUUGCACACAGCUACCUCCGAUUCAAAAGAGGUUGAAGACAGCAGAAAUUUAUGCAAACAAACCAUCUCUGAUCUUAUUGAUGCAUUUUCGAACGCAACAUUGGCACAACCUAGUGAUUCUAAUAGUUUUGCUAGUUUUUUAAUCAAAAUUCUGAGCUUUGAAUUCCAACCACAAGUCUCAUCAUCACAAACUCUCGCUUCCCAAACAAAUCAACACGCCUCUCUCAUUGUUCAAACAGUUAUGAAAGAAAGAGCUGAAGAAGAGAAACAACAUUUAGAAAAAACUUUAUUGAGAAAUCAAACAACUCUACUCUACCAUUUAUUGGAUAAGGUUUGUGCGCAAGUUUUACCAACGUUAACCGGUGGUCAGUCUCGUGAGGCUUCAGCUGACAGAACCAAAAAGUUGAAGAAAGAAAAAUUCUCCCAAUUUAUCAAAUUUGCCUGCAAGACUGACGUUUCUAUUGGAUAUAGAAUAUUAUGCUUCUAUGUGACAAAAAUUUACAGUGAAAAGAUUCAAGAAUUGGAGCUCGUGAAACCACUUUCAACGGAUGCGCUUCUCAAUCUAUUAAUUUACAGUCAAAAUUACAAGUACAAGAAUGCAUACUUUACAUUUUAUGAAUGGUCUUUAGGUGCGCGAAAACAAACAUCUGCUCAAGACUCUUCUGGAGGCCAAUCUAUUGAACAAGUCUUUUUGAAAGAUAUGGUCUCAUGUUUGGAUGAGAAUCACCUAUUAUUUACUACUCUUCUGCCAUUGAUAUCGAGAGAUUUCUCACAUCUCAUCCAAAAGAACAAGGAGGAGAUGUUCAAAUUAAUUAUUACCAGAUUGUAUCCUCAUGAGCUGCAACUUGUAAAUACUCUUGUACAAAACGGCAGGCUUAAGAUUUUAUUCUCUCAAGGCAAACAAAAGAAGCCUAUGCCCGGUGCAACAAGUACCACGACACCAGCAAGUCAAGGAAUUACGAAUUUGGACUAUAUCACUCAGGCUAUUGUAAUGAUUCAAAAUUUGAACGAUCAUUUCUCUGACGAUUACGAAUACCAAAUGUUUUGGACUCUAUUGACUAAUGAAAUUUGUUACAACCACACCCUUUACUGCAUGAACAAUUGCCAAUCGGAGGAAGACCAAGACGCAAAGAAGUCAAACACAGAGCUUUAUUACAAGUUCAACAUUACCAAUUUCAUUACAUCCAUUUUGAACACCCUGCCCCAACAAGAAAUUUACUUCGACAUACUGCUAAACUUGGUCCAGAGGGUCACAUCCAUGAAUCCUGAUGGCGAGGCUUUAUUCAGUUAUGAAUUUAUUCAGAACAUUAUUACUCUACCAUUUGAAAAGUUUUCUACCUUCCCCUCCAUGUUACUUCACAAUUAUUUACAAUGCCAAUACAUGAAGAAUGAUGGCUUUUUAUUGGAAACAACAGAGAAACACUUUAUUACAAUUUUACAAGAGUUGUGUUUGGACAAACCAGAUAGUACCAAGAAAAUUUCUGUCGAGCAAUCACAAAAUGUACUCAUGCACUUUUAUUACAUGAAAUUGCUGACGAAUCAUUCGCUUCAACAGACGGCAACAAAGGAGCCACCAAACAAUAACCACUAUCUACUUUUUGAAUGUGAGAACUUUUUAAAACAAAUUCGAAAGAUGAAAGCUAACUUACCUCCAAAUAACCCUAAAUUGAAAUUUAUUUUCACACAACUAAUUGGAGAUUUUGAACAAGUCGGUGGAGAUGAAGGACCAUCAGAAUUUGUCAUGGACGAUGCUGAAGAAUCGAAGGUUAACAAUGCAAAGACUGAAGACGAAGAAACAAAAGCAGAGGAGGAGGAAGAGGAAGAAGAAGAACAAACAGAGAAAAAACCACCUCGCCUGCAACGAGCCAAGCCAAGAAAGUUCACCAAACGAAAGAAAGACCAACAAGAGGAAGAAGAAGAGGAAGAGGAACAAGAAAAUCAAGAGAGUAGUGAUGAAGAGCAGAGCAAGAGUAGCUCUUCCAAAACCAAGAAGCGAAAACAAGCAAAAGAAGAAGAGCCAGAAGAAGAGGUACAAGAAAAUGAUGACGAAAUGAUUGAUGAAGAAGAAGAAGAUGAUGAAGCUAAAGCUCUUAAUAAUAUCAAGUCAAGUGCCAAGCAACGAUCAGGAAGAAAUUCCAGAAGGAGAUUUAAUAGAAGGUGA